Molecule: messenger RNA, 969 nt
Organism: Hymenoscyphus albidus
Lineage: Eukaryota; Fungi; Ascomycota; Leotiomycetes; Helotiales; Helotiaceae
Source: the annotation of a GenBank genome assembly
AUGGAACCAUUCAGGGUUAGGACUGGAGAUGAAAGGGAGAGACGCCAACGUCACCGUUCGCAUUCUUCGUCAUACGAUUCGGAGGAGGAACGUCGGCAGCGAAGACGCAGAAAGGAACGCGAAAUUGCAGCGCGGGACAGUGAGCGCGGGGAUCGAAGCAGACGCGACGACAAGCACAGAGACCGUGACAGCAGAAGGGAUAGAGAUGUGGAUAAAGAUAGGAAACGUCGGAGUUCUAGGAGUCCAGAUUCUUCGCGACGGAGGACGGAUGAUAGAGAGUCCAAGCAUCGGCGCACACGAGAACGUUCACCUUCGCACAGAGAUAGCAGGGAAAAGGAUAGUAGGGGAUCAAGGGAAGGCUCUGCGACACAGUUGAGCAGGAAGAAUAAGGGUCCUUUGCCAUCACAAGCUUCCUCCUUCAAACAAAACCUCGACCCCUCCACCGCUCUCGCACCCGCCGGUGAUGGUGACGCACCAGAAAAACAAAAGCCAAACUUCGCUCCUACUGGGCUUUUGGCAGCAGCAUCAAACUCAAUCACGCAAGCCGAUGGCACGUCAGUUGUUCUCAAGUACCACGAGCCAGCCGAGGCGCGCAAGCCAUCCGCGAAGGACGAAUGGAAAUUAUUUGUGUUCAAGGGCGCAGAUAUCUUGGAGACAAUUGAUCUGAGCAGGAGGAGUUGCUGGCUAGUCGGUCGAGAGAUGAUGGUGGUGGAUAUGGCAGCAGAACACCCAAGUAUCAGCAAGCAGCAUGCCGUCAUACAGUUCCGCUAUAUUGAAAAGACGAAUGAGUAUGGGGAUAGAUUGGGCAAGGUCAAACCGUAUCUUAUUGAUCUGGAAUCCGCCAAUGGAACCUCGUUGAAUAAGGAGGAAAUCCCUCCCAGUCGAUAUCUAGAACUGAGGGACAAGGACAUGAUUCAGUUUGGCCACAGCACUAGGGAGUACGUCUUGAUGUUAUCUCCCAAGAUCUAA